Bactrocera latifrons is the source of this 22438-nucleotide messenger RNA. Its product is annotated as serine-rich adhesin for platelets-like. Gene Ontology annotation, cellular component: extracellular region. The record is from RefSeq and is a predicted model, not a curated record. Lineage: Eukaryota; Metazoa; Arthropoda; Insecta; Diptera; Tephritidae. Gene Ontology annotation, molecular function: chitin binding; chitinase activity. Gene Ontology annotation, biological process: chitin catabolic process; carbohydrate metabolic process.
GGAAUCAGUGCAACGGUGACUCUUGAACGGUAAUGUUGACUUAGCGGUUGAAACGAAACCUGAUUUUAUUUACUUUCAUUAACUACACGCCAAACGUAAUAAAUACCGUAAAUUGCAUACUAAUUGGUGUAUAUUAAACUUUGGAAGGGAAAAGUCGCCAAAGCAUUCAUAAAGUGCCAAUAAGAAAAAAGGCGAUUGACUGAAAAUAAAAAUAGACGGCAAAAUGCUUCCGCUUCCUCGAGGAGCGGUUUGGCAAACCCUCUUCCUACUAUGUGCAGUGCUCUUUAUAAAUGAAGUCCGUUCGGAAGGCAGAGUCGUCUGCUACUACACCAAUUGGAGUGUCUACAGACCAGGUACAGCGAAAUUCAAUCCACAGAACAUCAAUCCAUAUUUGUGUACACAUUUGGUGUACGCUUUUGGCGGAUUCACAAAAGACAAUCAGAUGAAACCCUUCGAUAAAUACCAGGAUGUAGAACAAGGCGGCUAUGCCAAAUUCACGGGCUUGAAAACGUACAACAAGCAAUUGAAGACCAUGAUUGCCAUUGGUGGCUGGAAUGAGGCCUCAUCACGUUUCUCGCCGCUUAUGGCCAACCCGGAGCGACGACAGCAAUUCAUUAAAAAUAUUUUGAAAUUUCUACGUCAAAAUCAUUUUGAUGGCAUCGAUUUGGAUUGGGAGUAUCCGGCACAGCGUGAGGGCGGCAAGCCGCGUGACCGCGACAAUUAUGCGCAGUUUGUGCAAGAGUUGCGCGCCGAAUUUGAACGUGAGUCACAGAAGACCGGACGUCCACGUCUGCUGCUGACAAUGGCCGUACCAGCAGGCAUUGAGAACAUCGAGAAGGGUUACGAUAUACCCAAACUGAACAAGUACCUUGACUGGUUCAAUGUGCUCUCGUAUGAUUUCCAUUCAUCGCACGAACCUUCGGCUAAUCACCACGCUCCAUUGUACUCGCUGGAGGAAGAGUCCGAGUACAAUUAUGAUGCAGAAUUGAAUAUUGAUUACUCCAUCAAAUAUUAUUUGAAAGCUGGCGCUGACCGCGACAAGCUGGUGCUGGGCAUACCUACAUACGGACGUUCGUAUACACUGAUUAAUGAGGAGAGCACGGAAAUUGGUGCACCGUCAGAGGGACCGGGUGAACAGGGCGAUGCUACACGUGAAAAGGGCUAUUUGGCCUACUAUGAGAUAUGCCAAAAUCUGAAAGAGGACGCUGAGUGGACCGUCGUACAGCCAAAUCCCAAUGCGAUGGGACCAUAUGCAUAUAGACGUAAUCAAUGGGUUGGUUAUGAUGAUGAAGCCAUUGUACGUAAGAAAGCCCAAUAUGUGGUCGAAAAUGGCUUAGGUGGUAUUAUGUUUUGGGCCAUCGAUAACGAUGACUUCCGCGGAACUUGCAAUGGAAAACCAUAUCCACUAAUUGAAGCAGCCAAGGAUGCUAUGCUCGAGGGCUUAGGGCUUGGCAUCAACGAAGUCGCUAAGCCGAAUUCACCCAAGAAACCUUCACGUUCACGUAGUCGUGAGAAUUCGUCAUCAAAAUUAAAUCGCAUUGGUGGCAGCAGCGAGGGUAAGGGUUCAGGGAGUCGUUCGACUUUGAGUAGUGGACGACGGCGUAUACAAUCCAGCACCACAACAACAACGCAAGCACCCGAGACCACGAUAAGACUGACUAAUCCAGAAGGCUCUUCAUUGUAUAUAGGCGGUCGCGUCACUACACCAGCACCACCCACCACGCCUGACCCAGGAACUGACUUCAAAUGCGAAGAGGAAGGAUUCUUUCAACAUCCACGUGACUGUAAGAAAUAUUAUUGGUGCUUGGAUAGCGGUCCGUCUGGUUUGGGCAUUGUGGGCCAUCAGUUCACUUGUCCAUCGGGACUGUAUUUCAACCCGGCCGCUGACUCGUGCGAUUUUGCGCGCAACGUGCCCUGCAAAACGAAGAAAGUCACAACUGCUGCACCUGUAACUAGCACCACGACAACAACUACUACACCACGACCUACAGCUUCCCUCAAUCGUAUAUCAGCCGCUACUUCACGCACAUCUUUCUUUAGGACCACCACUACAACUACAUCAGCUCCAGAGGAAUAUGAAGAAGAAGAUGAGGAGGAGGUGGAGGAUGCACCAGCACAUACUAAAGAUAGAGAUGCCGAAGAAGAUCCACAGGUUAUAAAAGAGCUCAUUGAGCUCAUACGCAAAGUGGGUGGUCUUGAGCAGUUAGAAAAGCACUUGCAACACAAAGAUGAUGGCUCAAUAUCGAUUAAAGGCAGCUCCAGUGAAUCAGGUGUGGCUACUACCCCCACGCCGAUUAGUAAAAAUCUUUACGACAAAGUGCUUAGCAAACCUAACACCUUCAACUCGUUCCGCAAUCGCUUUACCUCAUCAUCACUGUUUAGAAAAUCUGGCCAAACAAAGACAGAAGAAUCGACGAGUACUAAAUUAGAAAGCGAGGAAUCACAGUCUAGUGAAGGUGCCAGCAGCAGCGGCUACUCCAAAUACUCAUCCGUCGUGCGCGGUAAUAGCAGGCAGGGUCCGCAAAAUGAGGGACUUGAUAAGUUGUCUGAGUUCGAUGGUUUCUUGAAAGAAAAGAAACAAUAUGUGACAAUAAACAGACAUAGAGAUGCAUUUAGAGGACAAGAUGAUGAAGAUGAAGUGGAGGAAAAGCAAACUGCUGAAGAAUUAAAUGAGAAUACUGAAGAAGAGGAGUUGAGUAGUAGAAGCAAAACCACAAAGCGGCCAACCAACACAGUUACACCCUCGUACGCAAGCAUAAAACGCACCAGACCAACAACACUUCGUACCGAAUCCGAUGAGGAAGCUGAGGGAAGUGACGAAGAGGUGAAAACUGUAAAGGAGAGUGAAGAAAAGCGCACCUACACCUCACUAAAUCGGAACCGAGGACGGUUUACCACCACUGAAAGCAGCCAGCCAGCAGAGGAAAUUGUAACUAAUUCAAAUAGGUAUAAAUAUCUGGAGCGUACGCGACCCACAAACAGGCUUCAGACAUCGGCCAGCAGUCAAGAUGACGACGAGGAGGAUCAAGAGGAUGAACAAAAUGUAACGGUACAAUUAAAUGGGGCUGCAAUAGAUUCCACACAAAAAUCAACACAAACCACAACACGCAUCUAUGCGAAUAUAGGUCGUCGUACCACAACAACAACAGAGACUCCUAUCACCACCCAAGAAACACCAACCAGAUACAAUUUAUUAGAAAACACUUUCAGCAACAACGAAACACCUGAACCAAUUUUACCAACUACUACUACCACUGUCACAACAGCAAAUGACUCACCCGCCCUAUCCAUAACCAUUAAAAAUACUAAUCCCCAAUUCAUACCCAUUACCACGAAGCAAACCAUUACCACCACAUCCCAACCCAUUAUUUCCACAACAAAUGCCGCCGCUACUACAACAACAUCAAAUGAUAUCGAACUAACCGAUACCAAAUCCACCAUUACCACACUCCCACCAAACCUUGAGUCUGACUCAAAGGAUACCUUAGACCUUUCGCUAGAUGUAAACUCCCUUAUUGAAAAAACUGCCUUAAGUCCCAACGAAAGUCCGAAGGAUAUAGAGUUCGCUGAGACUACAACGUCAAGAACAACGAAAGCUACAACAACGACCGAAACACUGACAAGCACCGCUACUACAGCCACCUCAACUGACACUGACCAAACCCCCAACGGCGAUGAGGUAACGAAUUUAAGUAAUAAUCGCACAAAGACACAAUAUAAAUUCAUAACAAGAACACGAAAUGUUACAAAAUCAACAACAGCAACAAACACUGACAUAGACACUGAAAAUGAAAGCGAAAGCGAAAACAACAAAAUUUUCAAAGAAACAAAAAAAACUAGUCUAAAAACGGGUAGUAGUAGUAGUGCCGAUGAUAAGCUAAGUAGUAAUAUUAGAGGUAAUACCUUUAAAUACUCUGGUGGUAGAAGACAACAACAAACGAACGAGUUACUAACUCGUAAAAAUCAAAUACAAAAUCAACAGCUAGAUUCCUCAACGGAUUCCACAAACAGCAUAACAACCACCGAAUCAACACCCACUAACGAAUUCCUGGGAACCAUAUCUAGCCCUAGACCUUUCGGUUAUCCCAGGCGUCGUACGCGCCCGAAUAAUACCAACCCAACCAGCAAUGCUGAUAUACAAACUACUACUACCGAGAGUUCAGAAGAUGAACAAAGCAUAGUUAAGACGAGGUUAACGGCGACCAGUGCCUCCAAAAAUAAGGUGAGUUCCAAUUCAGAUGUGUUGCAAGUACAAAACGGAUUGGAAACAAACGAUGAUGAGGGCAGCACUACGCGCACUCUUACACAAACGAAAUUGCACACACAUACACAUGUAGUAGAUGUAAUUGACGGUGUUAGUGGUAUACAUACAAAUAAUAGUCUAAGGCAUGUUGUAGAUAGAAACCAUAGCUUAAGUAUAAACGAUACACUUUCAGCACAAGAAAAGAGUGACAGUCGAGCGAAUAACGUGUCCGCUGAGACGCUACAGAGCGUACUCGAAAGCAAAAGCGAACAAUUAGCUAAUACAGUGUUAGAAAACAAAAGUAGGGUUAGUGUAACGCAGCUGAACGCUUUGACGACAAAUACCAAAGACGAGACGCUGAAGGCAAGUAAGUAUCGCGGCAAAAGUUUGACAACCGAGUCCGAGGCAACCUCGGCUCAAAAUGGUGUUUCUGCAAGAACAGCUGACUCUACAAAUUUCCGCAGUCGUGGCUUGAAGAUGGUAAGCGAAGAGAAAGAGGACCUAAAAAGCAUCGACACAGGCAAAGAAUCGGUUAGAACCGCCGAAAACGAAACAAAUCACACAACUUCGACAUACACAACAGUCACUGGAAAUAACGGUGAAGAAAACACAGCUUCGACUGUGACCAUGCAAGCCAACGAAACCACCAUUACCGACGAGGGUAACGGCAUGGUAAAAAUUCAAACAGUCUAUACGACAAUCACAAACUCGGACGAAGCUGAUACGAAACAUCAGAAAAUAAGCGCUGAUCAACAGUCAACGCUAAAUAGUAAUGAAAAUGGUGUGAACAACAACAAAGCAGACAAGACCUACGCCACUAUCAACAGAGGGCACACGCAAACGCAUGAGUCGAAGCUAGAUGAAAGUCACACUGCAACUAACGAGGAUUUGGGUACUAAAAAUACCACCACUUUCGAAACUUUGGACGAUGGCAGCGUCGUGCGUACAACAGUCUAUACCACGAGAACGAAAGAUAGCAGCGGUAAAAUCAUUACCACCACAGUUGAAGAGACCAUUACCACGCGCACGAAAAUCGAAAACUACGUGCCGAGUAGCGAUGGAGAGAACAGUGAUCGCAAAUAUCAAACCAUAACGCGUCGCACAGAUCACACGCAUGAUCCCACCACCGAGACAAUACAUUACAACACCAUUGUGCGCGGUAGUGAUGGCGUAAAGCUAAAUGAGGACCAAACUUCGUCUUUCUACAGAAAUCUCGAAGAAGUUGCCAAGCAAGCGGAACAGAGUCGCAGUCGCAUAUACCAGGGUAUAUCACGUGGUGGAAAAAUUGCACAAACGACGAUCGAAAACGAGGCAACCAGUGGAGUGGUACAAAGCGAAGACAGCAGGUCGGUCGAAAAAAGCGAAGCACACACGAUUGAACGAGGCGCAAGUAAGUAUCAUACAAUAAAUCGUGGGCAUACGGAAAGUGGAUUUGACGCAAGUACCGUCACGUCGAAUCAGCGAGAAAACAGUCGUUUCACGGAGAAAACAAGCAAGAAUGCAAAUGGUGGUUACAUUAGCACAAAUCUUUCAAAAGAAAAGUUAUCAGGAUUGCAUAUAACUGAAGACAAAAUUGAAAGCUCAACUUCAACUAAAAAUAGCAGUGAGAAGAGUUCGAAGUCCUCUGGCGCUUCCGUUGAUGGUUCAUUGGAAGUAGAAAAUACAGCCGCCCAGAUCACUGAUGAGGAAAAUCGCGUAACUACGCCGCGUUUGGCAGAAACCACCACCGAAAGUUACUCCACAACAACUGUUGAUGUUAGCACUUCGCUCCCGGAAAUAGAUGACACUACUAUUAUAACCGCGACAGAAAUUAACAUACCUACUAGUUUUAAAGUACGCACGUCAUCCCAGAUUGCAGAGAAGAACUCUACUCUAUAUAUAUCCAAAGUACGUAGCAGACCAACAACAACUGAAAUACCAGUAACUACAGUAAUUCCUGAAAUUAAAGAGACUUCUAACUCAAGUUCCUCACUCGCUGAGCUUGCAACUCAUAAAGAAACGUUCACACAUCACAGAGGCCUAAUCUCAUAUUCCGCUGUAAACUCCGAAGAUGUGUCUAACGAAACCGCAAGAAAAACUAAGGUUCGACCUACCAUAACCAAAACUUAUGCUGAUACUGAUUCAACUGUUGAAAAGAACAACACCAUACGUCACAGAGUUGGAACUUCGGAAAAUACAGAGAUAAACUCCACUGAAGUAAGACACAUAGCUCGUAGCAGACCAGGAACAACACAUGUCCCACAAACUACUAAGCAAUCGGAAAUUGAAGAAGCUACAGUACCAAAAACUGAAACAAGUCGCAAAUUCCGUGGUAGGCCAACUACAACCGCAGUUCCAAAAACUACUACCCACUCAGAAAUUGAGGAAACAACAGUUACAUCAACUGAAACCAAUCGAAAAUAUCGUAAUAGACCAACUACAACCGCAGUUCCAGAGACUACCACCCAACCAGACAUUGAGGAAACAACAGCUACAUCAACCGAAACCAAUCGUGGUAAAUCAACUACAACCGCAGUUCCAGAAACUACCACCCACCAAGAAAUGGAAGAAACCACGAUAGCAUCAUCAACUACUACCGCUACUCCAGAAACCACUUCUCCAAUGAUAAUUGAAGAGACCACAGUAUCGAUAUCCACGGAAGCCGUUAUAAACUCGACGAAAGCUGAACCCCAAGAUAGCGCUACUGUUAAAGAAAGCACAUCUAUUCCAGAAACAACAACAUCGGUCUCUUUCAUUCCAGAGACAACCUUUUCCAACUCUUCCGUCCACGCCCGUCAGAAAAUUUUUGCACAUUCUGAGCAAAAGCACACGGCUGAUACAAAUUUAAAAGUACGAAGCAAACCAACUACAACAUCUCCUCCAGAAACUACGGAAGAAAUCAUAACAUCAUCUGAAACCGCUACAAAUUCCAAACAGAGUAUAGCGCGGCACAGAGUUAGUGGAUCUACUAAAUACACGGUGAAUGAUUCUACUGAAGCAGUACUCGUACACAAAGUUCGAGGCAGACCAAUUACAACUCUUGCUCCAGAAACCACAGUAGCAAAAUCUUCCGCAACGGAUAGAAGAAACAUUACACGACAUAGAACCUCCGAUAACAUAGAAGAGAAUUUGACAGAAACUAAAUUAAAAGUGCGCAGUAAACCGACUACAACUAGUUCUCUGGAAACCACCAUAUCAUCUUUAGAAACUGACAGCAACGCUAAUAGAAGAAACGGAAUUCGACACAGAACAGGCACAUCCUUCAAUAAAACACAAGAGAAUUUAACGGAAACUAAAUUCAGAGUACGUAGUAGACCGACUACAACAACCACCAACGCGGAGACUGAAGAAACUAUUUUGUCUGGAAGUAAUACCUCUACAAAUAGUAGAACAUUUACACGUCAAAGAGUUGGCUCAAUCGCUGAAACUAUAGAGGAAAGCUCUGCGGAGAUAAAAUCCAAGGUACGGGGCAGACCAACUACAACGGCGUCACCAGCAACUAUUCUCAUUCCAGAAGAAACUACCACAUCGCCAGUAACUUAUUCUACGAUAACAGCAUCGACUACUCCUGCUACUCCAGCUACCACAAGUAUACCAGAAAUGGUAACUACUGUCGCAGUUUCUGUAGGAUCUUUGACAUUAGGCACAAUUGACACAACAUCGGAAGUAUCGAAAGCCGAAGUCAGUACAACGGAUUUGCCACUAACUACUUUAGCACCAGAAGUUAGUGAAACAAGUACUUUGCCCUCAACUGAGGCAGUUACAGACCCUACAGAGGACAUAAGCAAUAUAAAAGUUAUUACUGAAGCAUCAGCUACCACCGAAUCUAGUACAUUUGUCAUUUCACCAGAAACAACUACAACUGCAGCACCAACGAGUACAUUAGCGUCAACGCAGACUGCAACUCCUACUACUAGUGAAACGAUCAGCGAAACUGAACAACCCACAACCGAAAGUAUAGGAAUUAGAAUUGCUCAAAAAAGCUUCAAAGGAACCAAUCACUCUUUCAGUGGAACUGCUUCAAUAAAAACAAAAGUUGGUACUAAAGAAAAGGAAGCGACCACGGAAAAUGUUGACACACAAGUACAUGGAAGUAAAAGUCGUGCACAGACCACACGUGGUUACGUAUUGAAAAAUGGUGAUCAGGUCUCCAAAUCGUUUAUUGACACUUCAGCGAAUCGUAACACAACAAGUCAUACUUAUAGUGCUGAUGAAAAAUCAUCAACUACCAGAUAUUCAAGUAGGAGAGAUGAGAGUGAAGACGAUGAAACCAAAUCCACAACUGCAAGACCACAGACGCGCACCACUUAUCGAGGUACAUACCGGCCGGGCAUGGACAAAGAUGAUUUAUCGUCAUUAUUGGCGCUUGAUGUGAAUAAGCACCGAUCUUACAACGAGAGCCAAUAUAACCUCGGUAAGCGUAUAUAUUUCAAUGGAAUUUACAAAGGGGAAGAAAGUAGUGCAUUAUCAAGCGAACGAAAUUCUUAUCAAACGGUUGGCGCACAGCUAGAAAACGCAAAUACUGACACACAUGAGGGAUCUACUAAAAUUGGCGCUGACGCUGCUACAACUCAAGAUAUUUCCAUAAGAACAAAGACUGUAAAUAAUAGAAAUGGAACAAACUCUAAUCAUCGAAGAACUACUGUUAUUAGAAGAAGAAUAAGUGGCUCUCGAAAUGCCACCAGAAAUAAUAAUGAGAUCGUGGCAGCUAAGUUGGCAGAAGGCUCUGCUGGCAUUAAAACAGUUGAAGGUGUUGGAGAAAAUGGAAGAAUUAGUACUACGUUCACUUCCACGCAGAAGAAGACUGAAACACUAUCACAUAAUGAUGCAGAGAAUUUGAAUCAAAGUAAUUCUGAUAAUAAACACGCUGUUAUGCAGUCAACGAACUCAGAAAGUCUGGGUCCUACAACAGUAGGCGCUCUCGAAGGCAGUUCUAACGAGGAAGAGUCCACCUUAAGUAUGAGUAAAAAGUUAGAGGAAGAUGUUACUAUUCUCGAUAAUAAAAAUAUAACAAGUGAUGCCGUCAAAAGUGAUACGACAAAUACCGGCCACUCAGUAACAUACACUUCAAAAAGAAUUGAGGGUACCUCAGCUGCAGGCGGUGAAGCCGAUGCUAACGUCAUUACUUCAAGUAACACAGCAAAUUCAAGACAACGUACAACGAUCGCCAAUAAUACAAAAUCCAUCAGGAUAUCGGACAGCAACUCCGCAUCAUCUAGCGGUAUCGUAACAACCCAUUCUAAUGAAAAUGUGAAUAGACAACUUAGCUUAUUCGCCAAAAACAGGAAGUUUUUGGAGACUGAAGCUAAUGAAACGUCUACUAAUCACAAUGCAGACCACGAAGACAAUUCUGCGCAUGUUUCCGAGACAACCACAACAAAGUUAAGUGGUCUCAACAGGGUUGUCACUCAACCGACAGUUAGCGAUGAUGGUGCAGUUGAAACGGAUGAAUCAAAAACUAAGGAGUUUUCGAGGAACCGUAGUGCAUCCUUUAGAUCAGGAAGCGGUCGCGGCAGAUAUAGCGGUCGCGCACAGUACUCUAAUGAAGGUAGUAGGAGAAAUGUGAAUCGGUUAAGCGCUGCCGAUAGAUUUUCAUCAAAAACCGAAUAUGAUGAAAGUGGCAACACCAAAACUCAAACCACUUAUACACAAACUUAUAAUAACGGUGACGAUACGCAGAAAACCGUUAAACGUGUUCAUACGAAAACCGUACAAAAAGCGGAGCCAGAAUACGAGUACGUAUACGAGGUUUUAACUGAGAAAAUUCCACCAAGCACACCGCGUCCAGUGACACGUAAUCGCGGUGGUGUACGCUUCCGUGACACCGAUCUGUCAUCCUUACUCUCACUGGAUUUUGCAGCCAAGUCGAAACGUAGACAAGAAGGCGAAAAGACAAUCGUCAAAACUAGAAGAAAAUUAAUAAAAAAGCCAGCGACGAUAACUGAAAGUGAAAAUGUUGAAGAAUAUGAGUACAAUGAGCAGCGCUCAAAUAGCCAAGCUACAACCAGACCAACACGCCCGACUGCAACUGAAGGCAGCACAAUUGUGCGUCGUACAAGACCCACAAGACCGCUGCGCACAACCACGUCAACAACCCAACGAACUACAGCUGCCGAAGAGGAAGACGUAGCACAAUUGGUGACAACAACUGCAUCACCAAAACCGACAACCAAAAAAGGAUUUGCAUUUAAGAGGCCAAUCUCCAAACUGACUUCGCAGACUACAACAACUGAGGAACCGCUUGCCGAGGAACCCCUAACUACUACUACUGAGGCGGCUAUACAAACAACAAGAAAAGGUUUUGCAUUUAAAAGACCAAUUUCAACAACAAAAACGACCGAAGCUCCAGCUAAAACUACAACGGUUACAAGUAAUGAAACUACCGUAGCAACACCGCGACCAGCUUUACGUCGGAAACUCAUAAAAAUACAACGUCCUUUGAGUAAAACAAAAGUCGAAGAAGCCGUGAAUGUGCAAGAAGUAGUAGUGAAGCAAGCUAAGGUCGUGACUAGUUCACAGGAGAGCUCAGCACCAAUAACUACUACCAAUAACACUACAGCUGAGGAAUCCGUAACUAUAACAACCUUCACAACUGAAGAACCACCCAAAUCUUUCACUUCUACCUCAACUGAGGAAGCUACUAUAAUAACAACCACAACGCACGCUGUCGAGAAUUCUGACGAUUCAUUGGAUGUACUCAAGAAGCAAUUCUCUAACGCAAUUGCCAACCUACGGACUAAUGCCGAUGAACCUGUUAACUCCAAAGGUCAUACCACCGUUCUAACCAAAACCACGACAACCACAACAACCACAAACACAGUUGAUGGUGAAACUGUAACCAAUUCCAAAACCGAAAAAGAGAUUACUGAACACAACUCCGUGUCUGAUUUAAAUAAUGAACUGAACGAAGCUGGUGAAGAUGCUUCGCUCUCAUUGCCUAUAUAUCAUCGCAGAAAAUACUAUCAGUACUAUAAAGACUCGCCGGUAAUUUACAUAGGGAAGCCGCAACCACCAACAUCAGCAGAAACCAGCAGCGUCGACAUUAAAAAACAAAUACACGAAGUAUUCAACAUAAGUAACGACGGCAAUACAUCGUUGGAUUCUGGAGAGCUGGACAACAAUAGCGCAGACGUGGCAGUUGCCACGGUAGACAAUAAUAAUACAGAUCAUUUUUUAUUGAAAACCCCCGGGUCAAAGGAUGGGCACCUGGGGGCAAAAUCAAUCGGUACAAAAUUUACAACGUCUGGAGAAGAAAUAAUUGAUGACCAAAAUGCAAAAGCCGAAUUAGAACAGUUAUUUGCAACGAUGCAAACGAGAGAAAACAUAGCGGCUAAGGAAUACCUAACCGACACGAAGGAUGAAAGCAGCAACAAUAAUCGUGUUGGCAAAACUUUUAGAGAACCAAUCUCCACAAUCACACAACUUUCGGCCCUUAAACCCGACUUAGAUUCUGCCCUAACCAAUCCCACUACAGGAAUAACAAUAGACAAAGAAAUACCCACCAUAAAAAUAACUCUACUAUCACAAGAUAAGCAACAACGAAACGCAGAUGGGCGCGCUUUACGCAAUUACGUAACAUUAAAUCGCCUGCGUACUACAACAGAAGCAUCUCCGGCUGAAGAAACCAACACUGCAAGUAAAUAUACCAAAACGAAACGUGUGUACGGUACGCUCAAUCGAAACAGAACUGAGCAAUUGACAAACAACUUAAUAAAUGAAGAAAUUAAAGAUCAAUCAGCAAUUAGCAAGGAAGACAUAGUGAGCACUUCCGGGCGACGCACCUUCAAUCAAUUUAGUAAACCCUCAACACUUCUUAUAGCGAAGAGACCAUCUUCUGAUAAUUCGAAUGAUCAAACCGCUACUAAUAUAAGUGCUACGAGGACUGAUGUAACAAAUGAUUCCAUUGAGGGUACAACACGACGCUCCUUAAUUAUAACUAAUCGAUCGAAGUUUGGAACUACAACUGUUAAAACUUUAGAAGAAUCAGAUGAAAGUAAUUAUAGCGAUGAUGUCAGUUCCACAACUACAGAUUCUUUGAUAAAAACGACACGACGACCGCUAAAUGCUCUACCCAAUUCGAGAUUUAGAACGACGACUACUGAAAGUACUCUAGAUAAAACUACGCGGCAACGUUUAAAUAGUGUUUAUAGUUCCAAAUUAAGAACUACAACUGUUAAAGCCACAGAAGAAGAAGACGUGGAUGAGGAAGCACAAACUUCAUUUGAAAAUACAACGAGUGAACCACAAGAAAAAACUACUAGCCGACCUCCAAAUAGUAGCAACAGUUCCAAAUUUAGAACUACAACUAUUAAAACUAUAAAGAGUGAGAACGAAGAUGAGGAAUUGUAUGAGACAACUAUUUCUUUGCAGGAAAAGUCUACUCUACGACCUCUAAAUAUUAUCAAUGGGUCCAAGUUUAGAACCACAACUGCUACAGUUGAGGAUAAUGAUAGUGAGGAAAGUAAUAGUCAGGAGGUGCCAUAUGCUUCAAUUGAAAGUACAACCAAUGAACUUCUGGAGCAACCAACACAGCGUCCUCUAAGGCCUUUAAAUAGUAGUUUAAACAGUUCCAAUUUUAGAACUACAACUGUUAAAAUUGGCGUAGAAGAUAAUGAUGUUGAGGCAAAUGGCAGUGUGGAUGAGACAACAAAAACAAUUGAAAGCACUACAAGUGAAUCUCUAGGAAAAAGAACUCGACGACCUCUAAAUAGUAUUAACAGCUCAAGGUUUAGAACGACUACAUUUAAAACUGCUGAAGAAGAUGAUGAUAUUGAAGGAAGUAAUAGCGCGAAGCAGACAGAUGCUUCAAUUGAAGUCACCACCAGCGAGCCUCUAGCAAAAACUACACGCCGCACAUUAAAUGUUAUCAAUGGCUCAAGAUUUAGAACAACAACUGUUAAAACUACCGAUGCAGAUACCGAGAGUGAAGAAAGUAAUAUUGACGAUGAGAAAACAGCUUCAACAAGGGCACCGCAGCCAAACACAACUCGACGACCUCUAAAUUUUAUUAACAGUUCCCGAUUUAGAACAAUAACGGUAAAGUCAAAAGGUAGUAUUGAAGGGGAAAGUACUGAUGCUAACACUCUGGAGAGUUCGAUAGAUACCACCACAACUAAACCGCUGGAAACAACAACUCGACGGUCAUACAGCAGCAUUAAUAGACUCAAACUCAGAACCACAACCGCUGGGAGUGUGGAAGAACAAGACGAAGACAGUGCAGACAAAUUAGUUAAAGAGGACGUCGGCACCACCACACGUCGACCACUGAUUGCCUUAAACAGGUUUAAAACUACAACAGAAUCCGCUAUAAGAGAUCAAAAUAGUGCUGAGGACUAUAUACAGGAAGUAACUUUAACAAAAGGCACAACGCGACGACCAUACACAGCUGUGAACAGGUUAACAAUAAAAGCUGCGACACGGGACGAGGAAAGCUCGAACGAGCAAACCGCCGAGGUUGAAGCCAGCACAACAACUGUUGAUACACUUAAUACAACCAAGGGCAAAACACGUGUAUAUGCGGUGUUGAAUCGUAAGACUCUUGUCACCAAACCACCAGUGGUUAUCUCGGACGCAGUAGAUACGACGAGCUUCGAAAGUUCAACUGAAAACGGAUACAAACGGAAUUAUACAACUUUGAAUGAAGUUAGCAACAAAGACACAUCCAGUAGCGUUGCCAAUUCAACGAAUAUUGGUAAGGGAGAGAAAGUGGAAGACGAAGAAAAUGUGCGGAUCAUAGAAGCUACAACCAAACGCACAUAUUCAACUUUAAAUCGCAUUAGCACAACCACUGAAAGUUCAGAAGAGGUGACGGCGAAGGAUAAUGCGGCAACUACAAGUACGGAAGAGAGCUCCAACACAAUAUUUGAAAAAAAUGAGUCGAAGCAGUCCGAGGAGAACACAACCGAAACUGUAACCGAUAGCAGCUAUAACAGCACCGCUAGCAGCGUAGAAAACAUUAACACAAGUACAACAGAGAAUGAGUAUGAUAAUAAAGCAACGCGUCGUCCAGUUCUGAUAAGAAAGCGUAUUUACGUAACAACUACUACAAGUGCGCCAAGUGAAGACACCACCACUGAAAAUAGCAUCGAUACUACUACGGAAAGCACCGGUCGACGAACUGUAAAUCUUAGAAAACGUAUACAGAGCACCACAACCCAAGCACCAACCACUGCGGCUGCUGCAGAAGAAACGAACAAUACGACGACUAAGCAAAACACUACGCUUAAAGCUACACGUGUUCCUUUGCUCAUACGUAAACGAUUGAAUGCAACGAGCACAACCACCACAGAAACGCCAAACCUCGUCGAUGUAACGUCUACGAGUGUUGAAACUAUAACGCGUCGUCCAUUUGCUGGUUUUAACCGACAGCGUCUAAGCACUACAACGCAGUUGCCAGCGGAGUCACUUACAAAUGGAGAUGACACAGAAUCGGCAAAAACAGAAUCAGAAUCAGAAUCAAGCAGUACGAAGAAAAUCGCAUUUGGACAGACAAAUCGACAUCGUGCGCUCCUGCUGCCGACAACUGAAACGUCAACGACUACCAUAGAGACGAUUGAUACAGAUUCAACAACGCGUCGCACUUUCGGCAUUAAUCGUGCGAAAACGACCAUAGUGACACCUGCCAAAAACGCAGAAAAUUUGACCACCAAGCGCACUUUUAAUGUGUUUGCCCAAAAGACACGACCAACCACAACAAAACGACCUCUACUACCAAGCAUCAACCGAAGUCUGUACCAAACGGCUGAAGAAGUAGAAGAUGUAGAUGACAAAGAAUACAGCGAUGAAUAUGAAGAGGCGCUAACACCAAGCAAACCGGAAUACCAGCGACCACAGUUCUUCACAAGCGAACGCACACGACUGCAAGCCGUCACGCGCCGUCCAUAUAAGCCAUCAAGCGCCGCAGAUAGAGAAUACUACGAUGAAUAUGAGGACAGUGAUGAUGAAUAUGAUGAAAACUCAGAUGAAAAUAGUGAACCGAAUCGUGCGGCAUUUGGCCGCUCGCCAACCAAACCACCUACGACCGAACGACAGCAUAGCUUGCAAAACUUGAGAGACCGCGUCAAGUUUAGUCAAACACGUGACGAAAAUAACGAAGGCGUCGUAAACUCAAGACUGCAACUGCUUGCAGCCAAUAGGGCCAAGACCACUGCGAGACCAACCACUACCGAUACUGACAAAAAAGACGAACGUAUUGAUGACGGAGACACAAGCGCUGAGCACGACAGCCACGCACUUAAUGUAAAAAAUAGCAUAGUUAGUUUGUUCGCAAAUCGUAGUAAUACUAACCGUACCAGCACUUUAGCUAACACGUUAAGUGGAACUAAAAUUAAUUUAAGUCUCAAGUCUAACAGCGCACGAAUAACCGAUGAUGUGAGUAGUCAUGUAGUUAAAGAAGCAGAACGUGAGGCUGAUAAGCAGUUUGAUAAUGUUGAUUAUAAUGAUGUUGAUAAUGAUGAUGAUGUUGUAGUACCAAGCACUAAUGAUAAGGGUAAUGAAGUUAAUUCUAAACGACGUUUUCAGAAAUAUCAAUUCAACCGCGCAAGAUUCACAACAACAACGACUACUACUACUUUAGCGCCAACAACAACAACGUCGGCGACGCGUGCCGCUACUAACCAAUUUACGCCCAAACAAUUAUACCAGUCGAACAGAAAUAGAACAGCAACAAGAACAAAUCAGGUAAAUGCGUUAGUAGAUGAUAAAGGUGAUGAUGAUGAUGAUGAUGAAGAAGAUGAGGAUUAUGAGGAAAGUGAAGUAAAUGAAGACAGCACAAUCACAACCACCGAAAGCACGUUAACCACUAGUCCAGCUCCCACACUGAGACGUAUACGAGUGUUAAAGUAUCGCCGCCUAGUUGGCGACAAUAGUAAUGCUACCUUAAUUAGUACUAGCGUUAAUGAUAAUAGUAAUUCUACAAUUUCUAGUGUUACUAAUACUACCAACACUGUUAGUGAAAGUUUAGAUACACCUGUUUCGUCCGAACAGCAAGUAGAACGUACUAGAUUAGCACCCUUUAAUGCCACAAACCCUGAUACACAAAAAACCCAAAGUGAAAGUCCUGCAAAUACAGAACAAGUGCCAACAAAACGUUUCCGCAAAGUUAUACGCAAGUUAAUACGACCGUUGAAUCGUACAACCGAAGCAACGCUGUCGAAAGAAACUAAAGUAGACAAUGGAACAACUCUUACAGGUGCGACACGUAUCAAUGGUACACGUUACGGCUUUGGACGUGGGAACAGCUUCCGCGCACAAACCGUUGACGCAACGGGUGUGCGUGAGAGUGACACCAUUACCGAGGAUAGCAAGCUCAAUAAAGCGCGCACGAACUUAUUUGGCAAAGUCAAUCGUACGCGCUUCGGUAGCGAUGUGAAUUCGGGCAGUACUGAAAAACAAUAUGAAACCGAUGAAGAGGAUAGUGAAACCGAUACCGAAAUCGAAACGGAAACAGAUACUGAAGCUGUUACCACACCUGUAACAACCCAAAAGCCACGCGCUGCCUUCAUACGGCCGAAAUCUAAGGACACCACGACCGUUACAAGUGGUUUUACACUCCCGACGCGACGUCCGUUUGUGUUUUCGCGCGCGAGUAGCACAACGAAAGCGGCUGCUGAAAAUGCGGAAGAUGGCGAGGAAGAUGGAAAUGAAGACGAAAAUGAAGAAGAUGCUGACGAAGAAGAAGAUUAUGAUGACAUUGUAGAUGGUACGUCAACACCAGCAUUGGAGCAAGAGAAAGAAAUAGAGAACAAACAAAGUAAUGUAACAGUUGUCACAGAAUCUACCGAAAAUAUCAGUGCUGAGCAAACACUGUCACCGCGACCAAUUGUAGGAACCACACGUUUGAAAAAACUACUGCCACAUGUCAAUGCUACAACUGCAAUCGCCACAAAUGAACUCGAAGAUACCACGGAUACAGACAGCAACACCAAUGAGACGCCAAUAAAAAAUACACUACCCAUAACCAGACGUCCUUUCGGUUUACUUGCACGUACCAAAGCCACACAAAAUGAAACUGAAACGGAGAGUAAUACUGAGGAACAGGAUACGGCCGUUAUAGUAACCACUACUAUACCGAGACGUCCCUACAGUAUAGAGUCACGCUUGAAAGUAACACAAAAUGAAAGCGAAAGCCAUGAUGAAGAACAAAAUAAUGCUGAAGUAACUACCGCCAUACCUAGACGUAUAUUUGGACUUGGCGCACAGACGAAGUUAAAACUAAAUGAAACUGAAAAUGGCACCCAAGUAGAAGAACAUGAAGAAGCCACAACGAAGAGUACGCCGCUGGUGCGUCCAACAUUCCGUAGAAAACUAGUCGCCAGACGCCCAUAUGUGCCACCAAAGGUAUCCGGUAUUACGAUCUCAACUACAGUGCCAACCACACCGAAGCCGAAACGCAAAUUUGUACGCCGUAAAUUCGGACGUUUCCAUCCUUUCAAUUCCGUUAACCGCAACACAGGUGAAGGCUUUGUGCGUACAGAUCCACGCGGUCAGUUGCUGCCGGAAACCAAACGUUUCCGCAUACAGGAUGGCAAGCGAGUGCCCAUACCGGAUAGUGAAACUUUAGCUGAAGAUGAGGAAUACGAAGAAUAUGAAGACGAAAAUGAUGAAGAUGAGGAUGAGGAUGAGGAAGAAACAACCACGAAUGAUGAACAAAACAAACCACAAACUCCAGUACCGAUCGUACGUCCGGUUACACGUCCAACUGGCUUGUUCAAUAAACCACCAACUACAUUGUUAAAUUCCUUUAGAGAAAAGGCAGCAGAAACUGAAACGGACACUGAAGAAAACGUGGCUAGUGAAAAUGAGGAGGAAGACGAAGACGAGGAGGAAGACGAAGAUGAAGAAAAUUUCGAUGCGUCAGGCGAUGAUACAAAACAAGCAUCACCCAAAUUCAAUACACCUACAUACCGUCCUAAAGACAACCGGGUACCACCCGGUGCACGCCCCACAUUACCCUUAACCUCUACACCUACUUCAGGUAAUGUGCCCUUUAACGGCAGAGCCCGCCAGCCACCAUCCUCAGCCGAACGCACCAAUGGUAAUCGUUUCGGUACCUCUGCACUUGGCAACACGCGUGUCACAAACAGACCGCGUGUUGUUAAUAGGCCACAAGGUGUAGUGCCACCAAGUCUGCCACUCAAACCGAUUGCCACCACUUUUGAGCGCACCACACCUGUGGUACCGACAAAGCCGGCACCAUUUAUACCAACCAACACACGUUCCUAUGAACGGAAAUACACAGCCACCUCCACAGAGACACCGGAAACCAUUAGCGAUAAUUCACUUAUUGAAGAUUUAAAUAUCGAAGCACUAAAUGCACGCAACAAAAAGAUAUUUGACAUCAAUAGCAAAAAACACACUACCCUAAAACCGAAAAUAGCCAUUCCAGGCGCCAAACAAACACCAACAGAUCAACAACAAGAUACACAAGAUCCCUUCAAACAAAACACAGAAACAGAAAACGAUGAUGAAUACACAGCAGAUGUGGGCGGUGGUGAACAGGGUUACAUAACCACAACACCACGCACAUCCGCCGCAAGCGACACGAACACUGAUUAUUAUGUCAAUGCUAAUAAAAUCUCUUCACAGGACAAUGGGUCAGUUGGUGAGCGUACUAUAUUUACGACACCGCAAACACCGACCACGACUCUACUGCACGUAUUCACGCAGACCGAUGACGAGCAAACUAAUCGGCCACCAACCGACAGCGUAAAAACAAUUGGGCGAUUGGUACCAGAGAGGGCGCGUCCCAAACACAAAGUGGUAGAGAUCAAUCGUAUUGUUGAGAUCACCUCAAAGGCCGAAAAGCUGCGACGCAAAUCGAAAUCAAAUCAAGAAUUCUUCAAAUCGAUCGGGGAGUCGCAACUACAGGUCGAGUCUUUGCCACAUUUAGAGCAGCUGGGCGAAAUCAGCGUAGUGAAAUUUGUGCAUUUGGUAGAUGGUAGCGAUAUCUCCGUUGAUGGACACAGCACUGUUACCGAUUACACUCCAACAGAGGCGACUGCAUCAGCGCCUGUAAGGAAUUCGUUGCCCGAGGGUGUGCCUUACUUUGUGCCACAAUAUGCCUAUUCUACGGAGAGUGCACAAGUGCGCACUACUUUGGAACAACGUAACGGUAAAGCAUUGAUACCCGAAGUUAUACGCAGUUCAGUGGAGUCCUCAACCAUCUCCUUGGAAGGCUUAUUCGAAGGUGGACGCCAAGGUAAAGAACUCAAUUCUGUAAAUAAUGUGUACUACAUAUUCGGUACUGACGAAACAACCACAACUAGUACCGUUAACAUAAAUGAGAACGCAAACGUUAACGUGAAUGAAACACAAAACAUAGAAUUUACAACACCAAGUACAAGCACGAGCUCUAGUUUUGCUUUACCGACAGCCACGACAUUACCAACGACAGAAACAUCCACCACCACAAUUGCAAGCGCUUUGCCCUUAAUCCCGCAUAGCGAUAGUGUAAAUAACAUUCCUAACGAAGUCUCCACAAAUUUAGAAUCCACAACGAUUGUAGGUAAUACCGUAGCUGAAGAUGAGAACACAACAAAAAUGCCGUUGAUAGCAAACUCAAGCAAAAUUGAAGCAACUUUCAGCCAAUACAAUGCUAAUUUAGCUGAAGUUAACAGUAAUCUCGUGGAAACGACUACAUCUACAGCGAUAGCCACCGAAGAUACGGCUAGCACCGAUACGGCGGUGAAAUCAAGCACAUACGUAAGACCCGUUGUACCAUUACCACUCUUACGACCCGAAUCCAAUGAAUCCUCCCCCCUAGUCAUAACCAUAGCCAACCUCGACAAAGUCAUACUCAGUAAAGUGGAUCGCACAGUCUCAGCCGAAAAUAAGGCGGCCUCCACCAUCACUGACCAAACCCAAUUAACCGAACCCAAACCCGCUGACUCGAAUGCAGAAUACUCCAGCCGUUUUGCCUCUGUCAUUCAGGCACCCACUAAUCUCAUACACGACACAAACGCCAAAGCGCAAGACGCAGGCGCGAAUGUGUCUAAAACCGUAGCUUUCAGUGUUGGUAAUAGUAGUGACAGUGAUAGCGCUGCAGGUUCUAGUGUUAGUACGAAUACUACGAGUAGCUUAAGUAGUGGCAGCAUAGUGAAAGAAGUGAUAAGCUUUAGCACCGAGACACAUGUGGUGCGUAAGAAGAAAUCGCGUAAACAUAGGGCGCGUAACUUGCAGAAAUCUGGUAAGCCCAGGCCCACCACAGUGGCGCCAGCUGACGCGCCUGUCGUAACAGUAACCCCAAAUGUUGUCAGCAAUGAUGAGGGUUACCAAACUAGCAGCACAAGCGCAAGCGUUACAGAGUUGCCAACAACAACGCCAGCGCCGAUAACGACGCCGCGAGUGCGUGUCAUACAAUUCGAUUGAGAAUGUUUAGCGCUUUAGUUUAGCUAAAUUUAAGUGAAAGCUUCUGCAGUUAAUAACGCAAAGAGCUUAUAUUAUUACAUUGAGCUACGUGAGUUGGUGUACACAUUUACAUGUGUGUAUACUGUAGUAAAGAAUAAAGGGUGCAGCGCGUAGGUUUGUUUAUUUAUAUUAUUAUUAUAAAUUUUUUCACAUAAAAUACUCGUCGUAGCUUAUAAACUUCUAGUCUUACCAUUAUUUUGUGCGUCUUUUAAGCUGACGAUUUUAAAUAUAUUUUGUUAUUCUACUUAAAUGCAAAUAAAUAUGUGAAAAAGUGAAAUAAUUAUUUGCGUUCGCUUCUUAACAAACAUAAUUAAGUAUUCUUUCAAGCAACCCACUAAAUUUAUGCUCUCUUUUGAUGCUUUCUCCUUUUCAUGCUCACUGUCACUCUCUUCAAAUGUUCAUUUUUCAUAUACCCAACGCGUGUGGCUCUAAAAUGUACGUAAAUAACUUCGUAAAUACUUAUAGUGUCAGCACAUUAGUCAAGCUUUAAGCGCUAUUAAGAGCGCAUUAGAAGAGAGUUGGUUUGUAUACACAAGCAGCUGUCAAAGUCCAAACUUUGGACAAUGCUUUUAUAAAAAUAAGUAUUAUCCAAAUCACCGAAAUAUGUUCGCAAAACAUGAAGGGUAUUUUCUCCAUCGGAGAUCUCGACAACAACGUAACAAAGAGUUAACAUAAUAAUACUUAAUUUCAAGCUUGAAAGCUAAGUAUUCGCGUUUAACGAAACUAUCGAACCUUAAUAGACGUUUCGUUUCAAUUAAUUUAUUUUGUCAAUAUAUUCAAUAGAGUUUCUAUUCACUUAUAUAACACUAUCUAAAAAACUUCUGUUUCUACCAACUUCAAUAUAUAAAAAUUUUAGACCAUACUUCUCUAUUCCAUCUAAUAACUACACCGCUCUCUUGAAAAGCAUUUGAGCAAAUGUUCUCUGAUUUACCUAACAAAUAAGAACCUGUCUUCAAAGCUUUUCAUGCAAAUUCUCUCUACUUUGCAAGAACUCUUUGAAGCUUUUAUGGUAUAUGUUCUAUCUAACAUAUAAAUCAAUCUCUCCUCAAAACUAUAUCAAAAAAAUGAUCUCUAAAAUGAAAUUCCACAUCUAAAAUCUCUAACUUUUUAAUUAAAUAUUUUGAAAUUCGCCUUGAACAUAAUGUGCUCGAAGCUCUAAAUGUCAUUUUGUAAUUACAAAAAUUAUUAAAAAUUUUGAAACCGCUUUCCUUACAUAGAAAUUCGCCUUGAGCCUAAUGUGCUGAAAGCUUAAAAGUCUUUUCUGAAAUUACAAAAAUUAUUAAAAAAAUUUUAAAUCGCUUUCCUUACAUAGAAAUUCGCCUUGAGCCUAAUGUGCUGAAAGCUUAAAAGUCUUUUCUGAAAUUACAAAAAUUACUAAAACUUCUCUGCAUUGGGUAUAAAAAGUUCGGUUUUAUUCGAGCUUAGUUUUCUAAAUCUAUCAAUCUGUCAGAAUCAAUGUAUUUGACUUGACUAUAUACUUGAAAAAUUUUAUAGGUUUUUGUCUAGACUAAUUUAGAGCUUUUUCAUAACGUUUAUUCUUUACUUAACUACGUAUUUAGAGUAAAAUUUUUUAGUUUGCUGAGGAAUCGUUAGCUUUUCUAGGUAUUUUUCUCAUAUAAAUGCAUACAUACAUUCAAGAACAAGCAUAUGUCCGCUGUCAUUUAAAAAGUUCAGCUUGUAUGAAGGUAACUUGCUUGCUAUGCUGCUGCUUUUCGCUACAUAUUCAUAAGCUUUUUUGCAUAAAAAAGAAUCGAAACAAAAGCAAGAAAUCAUAUAUAAAAAUUGAGUCAUAAUAGUAAAAAUUUGCUU